This is a messenger RNA of Nelumbo nucifera (sacred lotus), 3072 nucleotides long. NCBI's taxonomy places the organism in Eukaryota, Viridiplantae, Streptophyta, Magnoliopsida, Proteales, Nelumbonaceae. The record is from RefSeq and is a predicted model, not a curated record.
GCCUGAUAAGCCAUUCUCUUCCUACUCUCUCUUCUUCUCUGAAAACCCUAGAUCGUCCAGGAGCUCCUUGUUCUACAUUUGAAUUCUACCAUUUUAAUCUCUUAAUCGACAUUAUAAUCGGUUCAGAUCUGGUGAACCGACGCUCUCUUUUGCUUCUGCAUUUUGGUUCUUUAAUGGAGAAAUCUCCGAAUUCCUGCUUGUUUCUUACUGGAUCCUCGGCCGUGUCUCGGCUCUAAACUUGUAUUAGUUGUUGAUUUUUAAUGUGGAUCAGUUAAAGAAAGAGCUGGAUAUUUCGGAUUAUCUUGAGUUUAAUUUUAAUUAUUGCAGUUCUAAUUUAAUUUAAGGAAUUUAUUGCGGUGAUCGGAGACUAUAAUUGCUUAAAGAGGUGUAGAUUGUACUUGUAGUGUACUGUGUGUCGAAGGUGUUGUUCUGCUUGGUUGCUUGAAGAUUUAGUUGUGUUAUUUGGAUAUAAUUCGAGGGAGGCUCUGUUUUGCGGAUAGUUUGGUUAUUGUUGAUUUGUAUACGGACUUUGUUUUAGUGUUGAUUUUGGUAACCGUCGAAUACUAUAUUGGUUUUUGAGCUGAUUGUGCACGGAGGUGGUUUAGAUCUAAAAAUUGAGCUGACUGAGUGCGUUUUGAUGGGAUCAAGGUAGUUGUAUUUCAUGGCAACGCCAUCGGGAAAUGUGGUGAUCUCAGAUAAAAUGCAGUUUCCUAGUGGCGGGGGUGGUGGCGGCGGCGGCGAGGUCCAUCACCGACAGUGGUUCCCCGACGAACGUGAUGGGUUUAUCUCUUGGUUGAGAGGGGAAUUUGCGGCGGCGAAUGCCAUUAUUGAUUCGCUUUGCCAUCAUCUGAGGUCUAUUGGCGAGCCUGGAGAGUAUGAUGUUGUUAUUGGUUGCAUCCAGCAGCGACGAUGCAAUUGGAAUCCUGUGCUUCAUAUGCAACAGUACUUCUCGGUCGCGGAAGUCAUGUUUCAAUUGCAACAGGCGGCAUGGAGGAGGCAGCAGAGACAUUUCGAUCAAAUGAAGAUCACGGAGAAGGAUUUCAAGAAGAACGGUCCACAGGGUGUUGGAUCCAGACCGGGGCAUUGGGCUGAAAAUGUAAAGGAGAGUCAUAAGGUGAAUUCUGAAAUCCAUCACCAUGAUGCGAACACUUCUGCUCGGUCGGUCAAUACGGAGCCAGAUAAACCAGAAGAACCAGAAAAAGGCGAAGUAUCAAAACAGAGGGCCAACGUCGAAAGAUCGAAUAAUAAAAGUUCUGCACUUGGUGAGGAGAAAGAAGGACUAAAAAAUAUGGAAAGAUCUCAUGCAGAUAGCAGCCUAAAAGGUUCAGAAAAUGCAGUAGCAAUUGAGCGUGACAAUCCAGAACUUGAGGCAAUGGAUGAUGGAUGCAGCUCGAAAGGUACUUCUAGUGCCCCCCAGAUGGCUGCUGCAGAUACCAUCCAAACUCCUGUUCCCAAAACUUUUGUGGGUAUCGAGAUAUUUGAUGGAAAUACGGUUAAUGUUGUUGAAGGACUGAAAUUUUAUGAAGAACUUUUUGGUAGCUCAGAGAUUUCAAAACUUCUUUCAUUAGUAAAUGAGUUGAGAGCUGCUGGACGGAAAGGACAGUUCCAAGGACAGACAUUUGCAGUCUCAAAGAGACCAAUGAAGGGGCAUGGUAGAGAAAUGAUUCAGUUGGGUAUCCCCAUUGCUGAUGCACCUCCAGAAGAGGGAAGUGCGACUGGGACCUUCAAAGAUUGUAAAAUGGAACCCAUUCCUGGGUUGCUUCAGGAUGUUAUAGAUCACCUAGUUCACUUACAAGUUAUGACCAUGAAGCCAGAUUCAUGCAUUAUUGAUUUCUUUAACGAGGGUGACCACUCACAGCCUCACAUGUUUCCACCAUGGUUUGGAAGGCCAGUUUGCAUUCUGUUUUUAACAGAGUGCAUCAUGACUUUUGGCAGAGUAAUUGUAGUGGACCACCCUGGGGAUUACAGAGGGUCUCUCAAGCUCUCCCUUGCAGCAGGAACUUUGCUCACGAUGCAAGGCAAAAGUGCAGAUUUUGCAAGGCAUGCAAUCCCCUCUGUCCGCAAACAGCGCAUAGUUGUCACCUUUACCAAGUCUCAGCCAAAGAAAACCAUGCCUAGUGAUAGCUCACGUGGUCCCUCCUCAUCAAGUGCAGGAGGAUCACCAUCUCCCUGGGGCCCAUCACCAGGUAGGCCAUUGGGUAAUGUUCGUCAUCCUGCAGGUCCUAACAAGCAUUAUGGAGGGGUCCCCACACCCACAACUGGAGUGCUGCCGGCGCCACCCAUCCGUCCUCAACAUCUCCCUCCUCCCAAUGGCAUUGGCAUGCAGCCACUGUUCGUUACUGCUCCGGUUGCACCACCGGUUCCUUAUCCCACGGCACCAGUUCCAAUCCCAUCGGCAUCAACUGGAUGGCCUGCUGUUCCUCCUCCAAGGCAUCCUCCACCUCGAUUCCCAGUCCCGGGCACUGGAGUUUUCCUUCCUCCCCCGGGAUCUGGCCAUUCACCGCCAUCGCAACAGCCAAUAUCAGGUAGUGUAACUGAGACUAGCUUUGCAGUUGAGAUCCCACAGCAUCCAGAGAGCAAUAGCAACAAUAGUACUUCUCCCAAAGGCAAGUCGGAUGGAAAAGGGCAAAGUCAGGAAUGCAAUGGAAGCGUGAGUGGUACUAGUCCUUCUACUACUACUACUGGUGGUGGUGUGGGAAAGGAAGAGCAACAGCAGAGUACUAACGUUAAGAAGAAAGUCGCAAGCAAAUAAAUAGGAACAGUUAAGUAGAGAGAGAGAGAGAGAGGCUGUAUUCUUUUAAAAAGAAGAGGCACUUGCAGAGAAAUGGUAGGCUGCAAACUGAAAAUGAGUUUGGGGCCAAAAUGUAAAGAGCGGCUAAAAGGGGAUUGACUUCUGAUUUAAGACUUUUUUACUUGGGCAAGAGUUAGAGAGGAGAGACCUUUCAAUCUCUUUCUAUUUUUAAAUUUUCUUUUUGUUCCUUUCUCCCUUUAGAAUUUAACAUUUUAACUUGUCGUCUUGCUACUUAGCCGAGGGCGAGAAUCAUAAACGGAAAAGGCAAUUCUUUUUCUUUC